Dermatophagoides pteronyssinus (European house dust mite) is the source of this 2510-nucleotide messenger RNA. RefSeq names its product lysine-specific histone demethylase 1A-like. The record is from RefSeq and is a predicted model, not a curated record. NCBI's taxonomy places the organism in Eukaryota, Metazoa, Arthropoda, Arachnida, Sarcoptiformes, Pyroglyphidae. Gene Ontology annotation, biological process: chromatin remodeling; regulation of DNA-templated transcription. Gene Ontology annotation, cellular component: nucleus. Gene Ontology annotation, molecular function: transcription factor binding; oxidoreductase activity; flavin adenine dinucleotide binding.
UCUUCAUUAUCAUCAUCAACAUCAACAACAUCGACGACAACAACAACAACAUUACCAUCAUAUCAAAUAUCAUCAACAAAUGUUGUUGGCCAUUGUAAUCCACUACAACAACAACAACAGCCACAGAUUCUAAUUACAACAACCAGUGAAAUUGAUAAAUUUAAUCCACAAGUGUCAUCCACAUCGAACAAUUCACAUCAUCAUCAUCAUUUGCCAAUUCGUGCUAUAAUGAUGAUGGCACCUGUAACAGCAACAACAGCAGCUUUAAACAAUGAUUCAUCGCAGCAACAACAACAACAACAACAGAAUCAGCCUGAUCAUCAACAGCAAUUGAAUUUUUCAAUUGUACAACAACAACAACAACAACAAUCGAUUGUUGAUGAUGAUCCAGAUCAAUUUAUUGAUCAUGAUGCUGAAUUAUCAACGCUUGAAGGUGCUGCAUUUCAAUCAAGAUUAUGGGCUGAUAAAAUGUCAACAGAUGAAAUGAAAUCAUUUCAAGAUGUUGUUGAUAAUACAAGUUUAAUACCGAUUUUCUUACAUAUUCGUAAUAGUAUUUUAAAAUUUUGGCUUAUUAAUCCAAAGCAACAAUUAUUAUUGGAAAAUGUUUAUCAACGUUUGGAACAGCCAUUUAAUUCGGAUCUGAAUUUUAUAUCUCGGAUUUUUUAUUUUCUUGAACGUUAUGGUUAUAUAAAUUUUGGUGUUUUCCAAAUAACCAAACCAAUGAUAAUGAUGAAACCGAAAAAAAUCGGUAUAAUUGGUGCCGGUAUUGCCGGUUUGAUUGCCGCUCGUCAAUUAAAAUAUUUUGGUUUUGAUGUUUUGGUAUUUGAAGCAAGAAAUCGUCUUGGUGGUCGUAUAUGGACAUAUGAUCAAAAAGCAGAUGUAGGUGCAUUUGUUAUUACUGGUUUAUUGGGUAAUCCGAUUCGUGUACUGGCCAAACAAAUCAAUUUAGAAAUGCGUCCAAUCAAUCAAAAAUGUCCAUUAUAUUUGAAAAAUUCAAUUGUUGAUAAAUCAAAAGAUGAAGUAUUGGAAAAUGUAUUCAAUACAAUACUGGAAAGUACAUCGGAUAUGGUUAAGGAAAAAAAUUUGACCACUGAUACUGAUCAUGAACAACAUCAACCAUUAUCAUUAGGUGAUGGUUUAGCCAUCAUUAUUGAACUACAUGAACGUCAAGUUCGUCAAGAAUAUCUAAAACAUUUAAAUGAUAUAUAUUUUUGCCAAGAUAUUUUAUCGAAAAGUUUAGAUACAUUAAAAGAAUUAGAAAUAACUAUUGAAGAAUUAUAUGAUAAACAUCGUGAAUCAUUACAAAUGAAAAUCGCUAGGAAUCCAAAACAAGAAUAUUCAUUUCGUGUUAAUCGUUAUGAUUUAAAUCGUUCAAUUGAAUUAUAUCAGGUAACUAGGCAAAAAUGUGAACAUUUAGAAAAACGUUUAAAAGAUUUGGAAACGAAAACCCGAUCAAUACCGAUUGAAUAUUUAUCCGCUGUUGAUCGUAGAAUACUUGAUUGGCAUUUUGCAAAUUUAGAAUUUGCAACCGGUACAUCAUUGAAUAACCUUUCGUUACAACAUUGGGAUAUGGAUGAUGAUUAUGCAUUUGCUGGGCCACAAAUGUAUGCAAAAAAUGGACAAAAUCAAAUAGCACAAUCAUUGGCUAAUGGUGGUGUGGAUUUUGAAAUCAAACUAAAUCAAAUGGUACAAACAAUACAAUUAACGGUGAAUGGUGUUGAAAUUCAAACGUUGCAAAAUAUUGAAAAAUUGGAUAAAAAAUCAUCAUUAUCACAACCACAACAAUCAACCACGAGCUAUAUGGUCGAUGCUGUUCUUUGUACAUUACCAUUAGGUGUAUUGAAAAAUUCCAUAAAUGAAGCGACAAAUUCCCUGAAUUCAAUCAAAUUCAUACCACCAUUACCUGAUUAUAAAUGUCAGGCAAUUAAUCGUUUAGGUUUUGGUAACCUAAAUAAAGUUGUAUUGAUAUUCGAGAAAAUAUUCUGGGAUCUACAAACACAUCUUUUUGGUAAUGUUUCGUCAAUGACAAAAAAUCGUGGUGAAUUAUUUCUGUUCACAUCGGUUCAACGUAAACAACCUGUUUUAGUUGCAUUUAUUGCCGGUGAUGCAGCCGAUAAUCUUGAACAAAUGUCCGAUGAACAAAUCAAAUCAAAAUGUUUAUCCAUUUUAACCGAAAUGUUUGGCCAAUUACCAUUAUUGAAAAAUUAUUUUGUUACACGUUGGAAAUCUGAUCCAUGGUCACAAGGUUCAUAUUCAUAUGUAGCACGUGGUGCAACUGGUGAUGAUUUUGAUUAUCUUGCUGAACCGGUAUUUUAUCCAAGUAAUCUGAAUAAUUUAGCCACCGCCACCGCAUCGGAUAAUCAACAAUUAAUACCAAGAUUAUUUUUUGCUGGUGAACAUACAAUACGUAAUUAUCCAUCAACAGUACAUGGUGCAUUAUUAUCCGGUUUACGUGAAUCGGCUAAAAUUGCUAAUCAAUUUCUUGGUAUUCCUUAUUUGAAAAAAUGAAA